AUGCUGCUGGAGGAGGUCCGUGCCGGUGACCGGCUGAGCGGGGCCGCGGCCCGGGGCGACGUACAGGAGGUGCGCCGUCUUCUGCACCGCGAGCUGCUGCACCCGGACGCCCUGAACCGCUUCGGCAAGACGGCGCUGCAGGUCAUGAUGUUCGGCAGCCCCUCCAUCGCCCUGGAGCUACUGAAGCAAGGCGCCAGCCCCAACGUCCAGGACGCAUCGGGCAUCUCGCCGGCUCACGACGCUGCUCGCACAGGGUUCCUGGACACGCUGAGGGUCCUGGUGGAGCACGGCGCCGACGUGAACGCGCCCGACGGCACGGGAGCGCUCCCUAUCCACCUGGCCGUGCGAGAGGGCCACGCCGCGGUGGUCAGCUUCCUGGCCGCCGAGUCCGACCUGCAGCACCGCGACGCGCGGGGCCUCACGCCCCUGGAGCUGGCGCGGCAGAGAGGAGCCCAGGAGCUGGUGGACAUCCUGCAGGGGCGCGCGGGGGCGCAUCGGUGA
This is a messenger RNA of Elephantulus edwardii (Cape elephant shrew), 501 nucleotides long. RefSeq names its product cyclin-dependent kinase inhibitor 2D (p19, inhibits CDK4) (gene CDKN2D). The record is from RefSeq and is a predicted model, not a curated record. Lineage: Eukaryota; Metazoa; Chordata; Mammalia; Macroscelidea; Macroscelididae. Bases 1 to 501 code for a protein of 166 amino acids. Gene Ontology annotation, molecular function: cyclin-dependent protein serine/threonine kinase inhibitor activity; protein kinase binding. Gene Ontology annotation, cellular component: nucleus. The transcript has 2 exons. Gene Ontology annotation, biological process: negative regulation of cell population proliferation; regulation of cyclin-dependent protein serine/threonine kinase activity.